GCAGUGUGCAUUUGUUUUUAUUUGUUUAGUAUCCCCGAAACACCACGCAGUAUACCUCGUGCAUCAACAUCGUCCGAUGAAACAUGAGCCUUGUGUAAAGAACAUAUCGAUCGGUAUGGAGCAGUAGUCUGCGUUGAUUUGUUCGGUUGAUAAACUAUUUCUGUUCUAUUGAUCUCAAGUCAGUGAGGAGUGGGGUGUGUUUUGUAUUGAAAGUGACGAGCGAUUUACGGUUUAGAUUGUAAGCAGUGAUAAAGCAAAUCACGGAUUGUUUUUGAUUUGUAGCCCUUGCUUGGGCCGGCACCAUGUCACUAUCCACUUUAUAUAAGCGUGCCCUUGUCAGGUAUCCAAUUUUGAUGCAGUCCGUGCAGUCAGGAAUCCUAAUGGGAUCAGGCGAUAUCAUUGCGCAAACUCUUGUUGAGAAGCGUAAAUUCAGCAACAUUGACGGCAUGCGAGCAUUCCGAUUUCUAGGGAUUGGAUUUUGUAUUGGCGGCCCAGGUUUAAGAAAGUGGUACGGUUUUCUAGACAAACGCAUUACCGGCAGCAGCAGGGCAGUUGUCACCUUCAAGAAAGUAGCGCUCGAUCAACUAGUAUUCGCUCCGGUGUUUCUCGGAUUGCUGAUUGGAACAAUCGGACUUUUGCAAGGUCAUAACAAAGAUGAAAUCGAGGCUAAACUUAAAAAUGAAUACACUGACAUUCUACGGACAAACUAUUACAUUUGGCCAUGGGUUCAACUGACCAAUUUUUAUCUUGUGCCACUGAACUAUCAAGUCCUUCUGGUACAGUUUGUGGCGGUCUUCUGGAACACAUAUCUCUCGUGGAAAACGAACUGCAAUGAUACUGCAAAAGUAAUAGCUGUAAAAUCGGACACGGUUGGAUCGGAUGAAUCGAAUGGGAGUGCCUACUGAACAGUACAGUAACAAAAAAAAAUCUGUACGAAUGUGAUACAAAUUGAUUUUGUUUUUAAUGUAGAAAUCUAAGCCAUGUAUUUGUGCAAAUACAACCUUAAUUGUUAGAAGUUUAAA
Messenger RNA from Malaya genurostris, 1022 nucleotides. It is a transcript of the gene Mpv17, whose product is annotated as protein Mpv17. Gene Ontology annotation, cellular component: cytoplasm; membrane. The coding region runs from base 303 to 905 and encodes 200 amino acids. The record is from RefSeq and is a predicted model, not a curated record. The transcript has 3 exons. Lineage: Eukaryota; Metazoa; Arthropoda; Insecta; Diptera; Culicidae.